GAUUAGGGGAAGUGAUUGCUGAAGUCGGAGAAUAAAAUCUUUGCAAGGUCAGCUCCUGGAGCAGUUAGUGUUAGAAGACAGAGUGUACAUAGCUGAGAGCAACAGAAAGUACAACCUAUCAUUGUAAAUGUGAUGGUCUGCUUCUGAGGCACUGAGAUGAUAUUGCUGGGCUAUACUGUUUUGCUCCUACUGUGGACAUGUACUGCAGAAAAAGAUUGUGAAACUCCACCUCCUAGAAGAACUAAGGAGAUACUUACAGGAACCUGGGACAAGGAAUCAUAUCCACAUGCUACUUUAGCAACUUACAACUGUCGACCUGGGUACAUAAAACUUGGUCGUGUUAUAUUUGAGUGUAGAAAUGGUGUGUGGCAUCAUCUCCACCCAUACGUGGAAUGUAGAAACAAGCCCUGUGGCCAUCCUGGAGAUAUUCAGUUUGGUUCCUUUGAACUUACUGCUGGAACAGAGUUUGUAUUUGGUGCUCGCGUUCAGUACAAAUGUGAUGAAGGUUAUCAGAUGCUCAGCCAAAGAAAUUUCCGUGAGUGUCAGGCAGAUGGAUGGAGCAAUGAACUCCCCCACUGUGAAGUGAGCAAGUGUUUACCAGUAAAUGCACCAGAAAAUGGAAAAAUCGUUGCAACUGGUGUAUAUGAGGCAAACCAAGAAUUUUCCUUUGGCCAGGUUGUACAGUUUGAAUGUAAUAAAGACUAUAAACUUUCUGGAUCUAAAGAAAUACAUUGCUCAGCUGAUGGAAAUUGGAAUGCUGCUGUACCUACAUGCAUAGUGAUAACCUGCGUACCACCAAGACUUAAUAAUGGAAAUUUAAUGACUCCAGUGAAAGUUUACAAGGAGAAUGAACGAUUGCAGUUUACUUGUAAUGCUGGAUAUACAUUUGGUGAAAGAUCUGAUGCGGAGUGUACAGAAUAUGGAUGGCGUCCAAAACCAUUUUGUAAAGAAAUUAGAUGUGAUCCUCCAACAGUGACUAAUGGAACCUACCACCCCAAAAAGAAAGUGUUCAGAGAAUUGGAAGCAAUCAGAGUAGAGUGUAAUCAAGGAUUUCACUUUGAAAUGGGCAAUAGGGACAGGAGAGCAGAAUGCACAAAGAAUGGCUGGUUACCUAUUCCAAGAUGUAUCUUGAGACCCUGUGACUACCCACAUAUAGAAAAUGGAGCACUAACUGAAUAUUAUGAAUAUUACAAAGAGCGAGCCUUUCCAGCACAGUUAGGUGUGGGAAUUUACUACAGAUGUCUUGAUGGUUACGUAUCUGAAAGAGAGGAGAGGUGGCCUCUGAUCAGAUGUACUAAAGUGGGCUGGUCUCCUGCACCAAAAUGCAUUAAAAAGUGUUCUCCUGGUUAUUUGGAAAAUGGUAAAUUUCUGUCUAACUAUUGGAACACCUACAAAGAAGGUGAUGAAAUUUCAUAUGUGUGUUCUCCUCAUAAUCUGGUAACCAGAGUUACAUGCACGAAGAAUGGCUGGUCACCUACUCCAACAUGUACUUCUACCAAAAUCUGUGAAAAAGUUGAGAUACAGAAUGGUUAUUUCUCUGACAGUAAGAACAGAUUUAAUUUAAACGAGGAAGCAAAUUAUGGGUGUCAGAUUGGUUACACAACUCCAGAAGGAAAUGAGUUGGGAAAGACACAGUGCCUUCAAGAAGGAUGGACUCCUUUACCAAAGUGCAUUAAAACAUGUGAAAAGCCUCGUUUCGAGUAUAUUAAUUUCCACACAACUCAAACGGUGUUUCUGCCUGAAGAAAUAUUGGAAUAUGAAUGUGCAGAUGGAUACCAAACUGUAAAUAAAAUCACAACAGGUUAUACAGCGUGCAGCAUAAAUGGAUGGACUCCUGAGCCCCAGUGUCGUGCCAUAGAAUGUGAAAUGUUGACAUUGUCCAAAGGCUCAGUUUUCCCCCUGAAAGGGAAAUAUAAGAAUGGAGAUGUGGUAACUUUUUCCUGUGCAAAAAGUCACAAAAGAGUGGGACCUGACUCCUCUCAAUGUUAUUACUUUGGAUGGUUCCCAGCAUCUCCGACAUGUAAAGAGGAAACCAAAGCUUGUGGAGAACCACCCAGCAUUACCAAUGGGAAUAUUAUCAGUGAACUUCAUGAGAACUAUCAGCAUGGUGACUCAGUGGAAUAUGACUGUGACCACAGUUUUAAAAUUAUUGGAUCAAGAAAAAUAGAAUGUAUUGAUGGGGAAUGGACAUCUUUACCUUCUUGCACAGAAGAGAAAAAAACCUGUGGACUACCACCCAGUAUUACCAAAGGGAAAGCUGUCAAUAUAGACCAUCAACAGUACAUUCAUGGAGAUACAGUGGAAUAUGAAUGUGAAAAAAACUAUGAAAUGGUUGGGCCAAAGACAGUGAAGUGUCUUAGUGGAGAAUGGAUAUCUUUGCCUUCAUGUGCUGAUCAAUCUGCUACAUGUGCACUUCCAGACAAUUUUGAGAAUAUAAUCAUUUUACAAACUAUCACCAGCAAAAAGAGCUAUAAGCACAAAGCAUCUAUAAAGUACAAAUGUAAAACAGAUGGCACAAACUUUAUACAAACAAUUUGUAAAUAUGGGGAAUGGACACCCAAAAUUGACUGCAUAGAAAGAAGAUGCCCACCUCCACCUCAGCUCCCGGGUGCCAUCAAGAUCACAGAGACACGAAACUAUGCGAGUGGUGAAAAAAUAGCUUUUACAUGCCUAGAGCAUUUUGAACACCAAGGAGUGAAAGAAAUAAUGUGUGAAAAUGGGAAGUGGCAAUCACCACCGCACUGUGUUGAAGAAAAAUUAUGUUUCCAGCCACCUUCCAUAGCAAAUGGUGAGAUUCUCAGUCUAGAAAAUCAGAACUUAAGACAGGAGCAAUCAGCACCAGUGACUUAUCGGAAUGGUACCAUGUUAAUGUACAGUUGCAACUCUGGUUUCAUGUUACGUGGACCACCUGAGAUAAUUUGUAAGGCUGGAAGAUGGACGUCAGCUCCUACAUGUGUUGAAAUGCAAUGUACAAGUGUUCCAAAUAUUAUCAAUGCUCAGACUGAAGGCAGAGUGAAGUAUAGUUAUAAGCCUGGUGAAACAGUACGUUAUCAAUGCCAUCCUGGUUUUACCAUCAGUGGACCAUCAGAAGUUACAUGUAAAGCAGGGAACUGGUCCACACAACCUGUAUGUGAAGAUGCAACAUGUAGUACUCCACCUGAAGUUCCCAAUGCUGAUAUUGUAAAUGAAAAGGAGGGAAGGUAUCUGCCUGGUGAUAAAGUGCAAUAUAAAUGUCGGGAAGGAUUUGAAAAUAUGGAAUCAAAUUAUGUAACUUGUGAAGGUAGAGCUUGGUCACAACUACCAAUUUGCAAAGAUAUGAGAUGUGGACCUGCACCAGAGAUUUCUCAUGGUAGGAGUGUAGGUGGUAAGCAGCAAAGGUAUUUCCCCGGUGAUAGAGUGCGUUAUCGAUGUACACAAGGUCUGAGCCUUAUUGGGUCUCCGACGGUAAGAUGUAAACAAGGGAAGUGGUCCCAACCACCAGAAUGCAAAGAGGCUGCUGGAAAGUGUGGACCCCCACCUAUUAUUGAUAAUGGAGACACCAUUGAGUUUGUACAGCAAGUAUAUGAAUCAGGUUUAGCUGUGCAAUACAAAUGCAAAAGUUUACAUGUAAUGAAGGGAUCUCAAUUUGUUCGCUGCGAGUCUGGCCAAUGGACAGAACCACCAGUUUGCUUAGAGCCAUGUACAGCAUCCCCAGAAGACAUGGAGAAAAACAAUAUUGAGCUGAAAUGGAUGCAGGCCACUAAACUGUAUUCAGAAAGUGGAGAUUUUAUUGAAUUUGACUGUAAACGGGGAUAUGAGAGGGAUCCAAUAUCUUCUGCACUUAGAGUACAGUGUAUGGAGGGAAAAUUAGCAUAUCCUAAAUGUAAGGAAAAAGGUACUUCAGGAUGAAUAAAAAGAAGCAUCAAUCAGAUAAUUUUAACUGAGAUCUGAGGCUCAGAAUCCUCUGACUAGUUAUUUGUAAUGUUCACACAUUAUGUCCUUUGUCAGUAUUUUAGCUUAAAUUGAUUACAUGUUUCAGUUCAGUCACGUUUUUUAUCAUUGGUCACAACGGUUUAAAAUAUAUAGUCAUAAAAUAGUAACAACAGAUCGGCAAAUAAGUUCACACUCAGAUCAAACUACAACUUUUUAUAUUUAGAAAAGGAAAUUUUAAGGGAAAUCAUACACAUCUGCGCAUCUUGAAUUACACACUUCCUGCUCACUGAAAAAGAAAGCAGUAGUAUUUCCCUCCAGCCCAAAUCAGGAACUCCAGGAAGUCUCAUUAGAAUCAUUAAUCGUGAGAGAUUUUUAAGCCCAAUCACCACAUCAAAAUGUUUGGGAUAUGCAUGGAGGUUUUUUUGAGUUCUGCCCAUCACUAUUAGCUGCUGGUGAUCAUUCUUCCAAAUAUUUUAGUCCAUGUAACCAAAAAAUGAUCCUGUCAUCUAGCACAGUUGUACAGAAAACAUUGACUUCUCUGCUUAAAAUUUAAACUCUUAGUGUCUUAAUUAUGUCUUCUUUUUAAAAUUAAAGAUUUGUAUGUUUCAUUUA
Molecule: messenger RNA, 4524 nt
Organism: Gopherus flavomarginatus (Mexican gopher tortoise)
Lineage: Eukaryota; Metazoa; Chordata; Testudines; Testudinidae
Product: complement factor H-like
Exons: 23
Coding region: 157-3888 (1243 amino acids)
Source: RefSeq, a predicted model, not a curated record